Molecule: messenger RNA, 2421 nt
Organism: Diplodia corticola
Lineage: Eukaryota; Fungi; Ascomycota; Dothideomycetes; Botryosphaeriales; Botryosphaeriaceae
Product: vacuolar import and degradation protein
Exons: 3
Coding region: 1-2421 (806 amino acids)
Cellular component (GO): cytoplasm; nucleus
Source: RefSeq, a predicted model, not a curated record
AUGUUCAUGCUACGGAAUGUCAGCAAGUACCUCUUCGGCGACAGCUCCAAGGAAUCCAUCGUCGAAGUCCCCCAGGGUCAGCUCUAUCUCGUGCGCCCGUUGUCCGUCAAGGGCUACUCUGAGCUCAUUUUCAAGGACGCCGCCGCCUCCAUCCGCCGCACCGGCCAAGACUUCCAGUACCAGCUUGUCAUCCAGCGCGCAUACGAGGAGGGCGAGCGCGAGUUGCUCGGCGAGGACGAGGAAGAAGACGGCGCUACCGAGGGUUUGGGUGCGGAGAAAGACGAGCGCACCUUCCUGCUCGACGAGGCUCUGCGCUUCCGAACCGACGUGAGGCAGACCGGCGAGAAGGUAUUCGCCUGGAAGGAUCUCAGCGGCGACGAGGGCGACCUUUGGGAAUUUGUUUGCGACAGCUCUGUCCAGCCUCCGACUGUCGCUACAUUCGAGGUUGUUGCCGUCCAGUGCCAGUACGAGAGAAAGUACCGAAGGAGCCAUCAACAAGCUACUGAGCAGGACCUUCAACAAUUCUCCUUUGAACAAGAAGCCAUUCCAGACGCAAGCCCGGUGUCCAGCCCAAGGAUACGCUCCCCUCUUGCGUCACCCGACAUUGCGAGGUCCAGCUUCAGCCUCGAUCCGCCAACUACCAUCGACACCAUGGUUUCCAAGCCCGCUCCGCAGGUGGAAACCCCGCCCAAGGUCCCAAAGGCCACCGCUGCCCCUGCCGCCCGCGCGCAACCCGAUAGUCGCGAGGUGCUCGCAAACGAGACGGCUGAACUGCACUUGUUCGAUUUCGAAUCCGGUGCUUUCGUCCUCCAGGACCCCGGCGUGAAAGCUAGUGUUUCCGAUAUUGGCGACUGGAAGUACUGGCUGCAAAUCAGCGGCGAAGGAAAGGAGUGGCUCGGCCAGCCCGUCGUGCCAGAUAUCAACCCGGUCUUCAAUUUCGAAUAUCUCUCGUUUAUUUUCAAUCACUACACAGAAGACGGAUCUGCCUACUCAUGGCUCCUUCGUUUCAAGGACCAGGAAACGGAGGAGAGGUUCCAGGGAGGCCUCAUGCAGGCUCUGUGGGAACACCUGAACGAGACCAAAUGGCACAAGGCCAAGACUGACGACCGCGACUAUGUCAUGGAAGCCUUCCAGGACUUGACGAUGGAAGAUGAUGAUGGAAAGGCCGAAGAAGAUGAAGAUGAACAGCAGUCGGACGAGGAGGAGGAAGACCGUACCAGGCGCAGUGAGCAUUACGACUCGGAUGAAGAGCAGGAUGACGUGGUUACCAGGGACAGUGACGGCAACGUGAACUCCCAACUUGCUGUUGGCUACAGACAUGACAGGUCAUUCGUUGUGCGCGGCUCAAAGAUUGGCGUGUUCAAGCACACGGAUGACAACCAGCUGGAAUUCACCACCAACAUCUCAAAGGUUGAAACCCCCAAGGGCAAGCUCUUCAGCCCGAAGAAAGUUAUGCUCCACAUGGAGGACCGGGACAUGAUCUUGCAGAAUCCUCACGAUCCCAAUUCGCUCUACCGCAUGGAUCUCGAGCGCGGUCAGAUUGUAGACGAGUGGAAAGUGCACGAAGACAUUCCCGUUGACAUUUUCGCGCCGGAGAAGAAAUAUUCCCAGAUGACAGGAGAGCAAACCCUCCUGGGCCUGUCGCACAAUGCGCUGUACCGCAUCGAUCCUCGCCUAUCGGGCGACAAGCUGGUCGACUCGGACCUGAAGCAGUACACGAUCAAGAACGACUUCUCCGCCGCAGCCACUACUGAAAAGGGCUACAUUGCUGUUGCAUCCAACAAGGGCGACAUCCGGAUGUUUGACCGGCUCGGCAUCAAUGCGAAGACGGCUUUACCGGCCAUUGGUGAUCCCAUCAUUGGCGUUGACGUUUCUGCUGAUGGUCGUUGGAUACUUGCGACGACGCGCACAUAUCUACUCCUGAUCGAUGCGCUCCAAAAGGAGGGCAAGAACGAGGGGAAGCUUGGAUUUGAAAAGGCAUUCCCCAAGGACUCGAAGCCACAGCCGCGCCGGCUUGCGCUGACGCCCAGCCACGUGGCGCAAUUCCAACACGAAACCAAGGCGCCCAUCUCGUUCACGCCGGCUCAGUUCAACACAGGCAUGGACAGCACCGAGACCACGAUUGUGUCAGCCACGGGGCCAUUCGUGGUGACGUGGAGCAUGAAGAAGGUGCUGGCGGGCCGCAAGGACCCAUACAGCAUCAAGCGCUACGCGGAGGAGGUCAAGGCGGACAACUUCCGAUACGGGUCGGACAAGAACCUCAUCGUGGCGCUUCCAAACGAGGUCAACAUGGUGGCCAAGCGGGCACUCCGACGGCCCACGCGCGAGAGCAUCGCCAUGCCCUCACGCGUCGGCACGCCCCGGAAGGGCGGCAGAGGGAGCUAUCUCUCGCGCAACGACAUUGUCAACAGCCCGUACUAG